UAUUUCAAGCUUUGCAAGUCAGCUAGUCGGUCAUUAGUGUACCCGAUCAGAACCGAAAUCAUUCCAUUAUCUUCAUCAUGCAUCGACUGCGUCUCCCCACCAUGCCCAAAACAUGCAUCCGUCCACAGCUGCAAACCCGCCUAAUCAGCACCCCCUCACAACCCAAGCCAACCCCCGCACGCUCCCACCAAAAACCUCAGAAUGAUGACUUGCGCAUUCUCCCCGCGACACCCAGUGAUAGCCCCGCUAUCGCAGAUGUCUUCCUGCAUGCUUUUUCCGACCCGUUCAAUCGACGCAUGUUUCCCAUCACCGAGGAUGUGCGUAGUUUCUGGGUAGACCAGUUCGCGCGCGAGAUUGAACAGUCGCGGGCUGCUGCUACUCCCUGCACUGCGUUCUUGAAAGUUACUGCUGGUGAAGAGGGGACGGUAGCUGCGUUUGCCAAAUGGUGGUAUCCUGUCCCAGCGGGGAUGACUUCAGAUGGUGAGAAAAAUCAAACCAAGACAGUUUGGCCCCCAAGCUCGGAUGCCGAUCUCUGUGAUCGAUUCUUUGGUUUGAUGAAUAGUGAGAAGAAGAGGGUCAUGGGAGGGAGGAAAGAGGGGUAUUUCUACCUCGACAUGCUGGGCACUCUCCCCCAGUUCAACGGCCGGGGCAUCGGAUCGAGGUUACUGCGCUGGGGACUGGACCGGGCAGAUGAGAAAGGUGUGCCGACUUUCUUGGCUUCCACGCCUGCGGGACGGCCCCUGUAUGAGAAGUAUGGGUUCGAGGCGGUGGGAGAGUACGAAGUGAUUCCGGGAUAUUUCCAGGCGUCGAUGGUGCGGGAAGCAAAGUUUUUAUAAAUAUGAUGUGUAUAAACACCUGUGUAUAAUAGAAUAGAAUUG
Messenger RNA from Aspergillus vadensis CBS 113365, 878 nucleotides. Its product is annotated as GNAT family N-acetyltransferase. Bases 78 to 836 code for a protein of 252 amino acids. Lineage: Eukaryota; Fungi; Ascomycota; Eurotiomycetes; Eurotiales; Aspergillaceae. Gene Ontology annotation, molecular function: acyltransferase activity, transferring groups other than amino-acyl groups. The record is from RefSeq and is a predicted model, not a curated record. The transcript has 2 exons.